Messenger RNA from Canis lupus familiaris (dog), 4300 nucleotides. It is a transcript of the gene ARRDC2, whose product is annotated as arrestin domain containing 2. The transcript has 8 exons. Gene Ontology annotation, biological process: protein transport. Lineage: Eukaryota; Metazoa; Chordata; Mammalia; Carnivora; Canidae. Bases 2021 to 3244 code for a protein of 407 amino acids. The record is from RefSeq and is a predicted model, not a curated record. Gene Ontology annotation, cellular component: plasma membrane; cytoplasm.
GGAGGGAGGAGACUUGGGGUGGGGUGGGAUCAGGCUGAGAAGACUCCCAGCUGGCUCCCAGCUCUGAGCCUCAGCCCCUCACACCCAGGCCACACAGCCGGUCAGGAGCAGGCCAGGGGUGAGGCUGUGCCUCAGCACUGAGCUGUGUUUGCUGUGGAAGAUGUUGGCUCCCGGGGUUGCCUUGCCCCCCCUCCGUCCCCCACCUCAGCUAAGCCGGACUCGUCUGUAAAGUGGGCAGAGGCAGGAGGCAGCUGAGACCUGGUCUCCUGCCCGCGGACUGUACACAGGAGAUGCUUUGCCCGCAGCCGUUCGGCCUUAGCCCAGCAGCCCCAGAUGUGGGGACUCUCCUUACUAGCUGUGGAAACCCAGCCCUAGAGGGCCCUAGGGCGGGACAGGAAGAGGCCCCCCGAGGCACUUCCUUUCCCCUGAGUCUCAAGGGAAAUUGGGGCUGGUUGCACCCAGCUCCCACUCACCACCUGCUUCAUUAAGAUACUGGGGUGAAGCUUGCAGAACUGCUGUGUAACCUUGGGUGAGGUCCUGCCCCUCUCUGGGCCUCUGGGGAGCCAUCUGUGAAAAAGACUCACCACAUCCGCCGCCCCCUCUUCUGGGGUUACGGCCUCCAGGGCUCCAGGUGGCCCUGGGAGAAGAUAGGAGCCCUUCAUUUCAGUCCCACAGUCCCCUUCUCCACGCAGCCUCCCAGGGUGAUCGCUGCGUCUAUAGCCUCUGCCCCUCCGUUAGGUAUUGCUCUGACCCCCAUGCUGCUGUGGUCACUCUGACUGCAGGGGACCGUGUCCGGCUAUGGCCGCCCCCCACUGAGGGUUCCCAGGGUCGUUCUAAGGCACCUCAAAGGUGGCGUCGCCUUCAGGGUAGGGGGUGGGUUGGAGCAGCUGUGCAUCUUGCUGCCACCAGAGGGCGCCGGCGCCCUGCAGACCGCGACUAGGAAAAGUUCAUUGAGGUUCUCGGAGUAAACUGAGGCCCAGAGAGGAGGACAAACCGUCUGGAGGGCUCGCUGCAGCCCUGGCCCUCGGGGUUCCUGGGACGUCCCCUCCACUUGCAUCUAUCUGCGAGGGGACUGAGGCUAGGGGGUGCCAACAGCCGGCCCAAGGGCUACGCCGGGGCGCGGGGGGCUUGUAGGAGUUUGCUGGGGCCUCAAGUUGCGACAGGAACAUGGGCUGGUGGGAACAGCUUGGGCAAAAGCGCUGAGGGAGCCUGGGUGGCGGCAUGUGGGGAGUGGGUUGAUGACCUGGGAGCCAGGCUCUCGGGGGGAGGGGGAUGCCCGAUGCCCGAGCACGGUUGUCUACAAACCACAAACGUGGAACCUUAGGUUCCAGAGGUUGUCACUAGCCCGGGGUCACCCAGCUGAGCGGGAUUCGAAUCACAGGCAGGGGGCAGGGGCGCCCAAGCAGAAGCAGGCCCUACCUACUUCCUCCUCCUUCCCCCAUCGCUUAGAGGGGGUGAACUGACGCCCAGGGUGGCCCUAGGCUCUCAGGGCCCCAGUGGGGCCGGGCCAUCCCCCAGCCUUCCUGCUCGGGGCAGAACAUGCCUUGGGUCAGAUCUGCAAGUGGUGACCCGCUGAUGAUUAAACCUAGUGGCAAAAUGCUCUAGCUGGGUGACCUCAAGCCCGGGGCCCGCCUCCGGCCCUAAGCUUCCCCACUGUAGCCCCGAGGGUCCCCGAGAGACCGGUACUGGACCGCGACGCUUCGGUUUCACUCUGGGGCCCACCAGGGCAGAGGGCACUUGGGGGUUUGUUAUUUUGCUCCACGCCUGGGCGGAGCCCCGCCCCUCGCCGCGCAUUGGCGUAUUCCUCUCUGGGGGCGGGGCCCGCGCGUCGCCCCGCCCCGCCCGCCGUAUAAAGGCAGCGCCGGCGCAGGGCGCGCAGGAAUUUUUGACCUGGUCGGCAAGUGCGCCUGCGCGCCCCGGGCAGGUUCGCGUUCCGAGGCUGUAGCCUCCGCACCUCGUACCGCCGCGUCGCGGGUUCGAGGCCAAGGUCUGGGCGUCGCGGGUUCGCAUCCCGGGCGCGAUGCUGUUCGACAAGGUGAAGGCGUUCGUGGUGCAGCUGGAUGGCGCGAGCGCGGGCGCCGAGCCGGUUUUCAGCGGCGGCCAGGCCGUCGCGGGCCGGGUCCUGCUGGAGCUGGCGGGCCCGGCGCGCGUGGGCGCCCUGAAGCUGCGCGCCCGGGGCCGCGCCCACGUGCACUGGACCGAGUCGCGCAGCGCGGGCUCCAGCACCGCGUACACGCAGAGCUACAGCGAGCGUGUGGAGGUCGUGAGCCACCGUGCCACGCUACUCGCGCCAGACACCGGGGAGACCACGACGCUGCCUGCGGGUCGCCACGAAUUCCCGUUCAGCUUCCAGCUGCCUCCGACCCUGGUAACAUCAUUCGAGGGUAAGCAUGGCAGUGUCCGCUACUGCAUCAAGGCCACCCUGCACCGGCCCUGGGUCCCUGCCCGCCGGGCGAGGAAGGUGUUUACUGUCAUUGAGCCUGUGGACAUCAACACCCCUGCCCUGCUGGCCCCUCAGGCGGGAGCUCUAGAGAAGGUCGCCCGAUCCUGGUACAGCAACCGUGGUCUUGUCUCUCUCUCCGCCAAGAUCGACCGAAAGGGUUACACGCCAGGUGAGGUCAUCCCAGUCUUCGCUGAGAUCGACAAUGGCUCCACGCGCCCAGUGCUUCCUCGGGCCGCAGUGGUCCAGACGCAGACCUUCAUGGCUCGGGGCGCUCGCAAGCAGAAACGAGCAGUGGUGGCCAGUCUCGCCGGCGAGCCUGUGGGUCCUGGGCGGCGGGCGCUGUGGCAGGGCCGCGCGCUGCGGAUCCCCCCUGUGGGCCCUUCCAUCCUGCACUGCCGGGUGCUACAUGUGGACUACUCCCUCAAGGUCUGCGUGGACAUCCCUGGCACAUCCAAGUUGCUCCUGGAGCUGCCACUGGUCAUCGGCACCAUCCCCCUGCACCCUUUUGGGAGCCGCUCAUCCAGCGUGGGCAGCCACGCCAGCUUCCUGCUGGACUGGGGGCUGGGAGCCCCGCCAGAGCGGCCUGAGGCCCCUCCCGAGUACUCAGAGGUGGUGGCAGACGGGGAGGUGGCAGCCGUGGGGCAGAGCUCCUUUCCACCACUGCAGGACACUGACUUGAGCUUCGAAGGCCCCUUCUUCGCCUAUAUCCAGGAAUUCCGCUACCGCCCGCCACCCCUGUACUCCGAGGAGGAUCCAAACCCACCCUCAGAGACCAUGAGGCCACGCUGCAUGACCUGCUGAGCAAGUGGAUACCUCAAGGGAUGAGGUCGCCCACAUGCUUCCGGCCACAUGGAGAGUAGCUGUCUCCAGAGCAGACCAACCGGACGGCAUUGAAGUUGGGGAAUCCGAGUCUCAGAACAGGGCAGGGCUUUCCAACAUCACAGGGGACAGAGGAAGAGCCAGGCGGGAAUCUGAUUUAGCUGGCCUGGUCCUCACAAGGCAGUGAAUGCCCACUGUCGGAAUCUGUCUGUCUCCGCUGGCCCGUGAACAGGGCUCGGCAACCCCAGGAGCUUCUAGUCUGGGAGAGAUGUAGCCAGACAUAAAUACUUCCAGUCUCAUGGGACCAGAGGAAGAGACCCAGAGCUGGGAGAGUCCAAACAGGAGCAGAGAAGGCUUCCUGGAGCAAAGGGCAUUCUAGCUGAGGCCUUGGCAUACAAGCGACAGCUCAGCGCGCAGACAAGCAAGAGGAAGAAGUCGGAGAAGGUCAGAGCUGAGUGAUAUUUGGAGAUCACCCCCUUCGUCUUAGAACCGGGGCUCAGAGGGCAAGUGCCUCAGUUGAGGCCACGCGGCAAGGUCCGGCAGGCGAGAGGGCCCAGGAACCGGUGCAUUUGGGGAAGCAAGUCCUUGGAACUCUGUGGGACCUGUGGGUGGCAGGGGCAACUGCUCCAGCCUUUGGAAGCCAGAGAGACUCCUGGUCCAGGCCGGGACUGUCUGGGGGCUCCUCCAAGUGCUCCAGGACAUGAGACCUGUCUGCAUAUCAUAUGACCCAAAAAACCCGGUUCAAAAUAUUCAGCCAGGCCCUGGGGACAGAGGUCAGCCUGGGGUAACAGAGCAGGGCCAGUGCAGCUCUGGAGACCUCCUGUAGGGAAGGAGGGACAAAGUAUGAGGGGGCAGCCGGACCAGCCCCUGGUUGCAGAGUCUCACCCGUGGCUGGGGCGGGGCCCCUGCCUGGGACUCAGCAUUUCUGAUAAGCCUUAAAUUGUUCUCUUUUUUACAGUUUUUGUUUUUGUUUUUUUAAAUAAAAGUGUGGGGGAAGAGACUGGGUUUACCGGUUUAUUUUCCUCAGCUGCCAAGAAA